Leptopilina heterotoma is the source of this 2149-nucleotide messenger RNA. RefSeq lists its product as uncharacterized. The record is from RefSeq and is a predicted model, not a curated record. NCBI's taxonomy places the organism in Eukaryota, Metazoa, Arthropoda, Insecta, Hymenoptera, Figitidae. Bases 1001 to 1714 code for a protein of 237 amino acids. The transcript is spliced from 4 exons.
AUCUCUAAUGCCUGCGACAGGUUGCUCCUUGGUGGCAUAGAACGUAUAUUAUUGGGACACACUGACCUCCUGUCCCAAUUUUUUUAUUUACACAAUUCGGACAUUUUCAUGCUGACAAUACGUUGCGUCACUCUUUCUUUUCUCAACUUAUCAUCGGCACAAUGCGCUACUGAGCCAUCAAGCAGAUUGAAUGAAUGAGAAGUUUUCAUUGCGCCGAUGUAGACUCUAAUUCUCUCUCUCUCUCUCACUCUCUAUCGUUACGUCUAUCGUCGCGACGGAGGGCCGAACCAACGUCGACCAACCAGGAUCAUUUCAAACGACAGAGUACUCUCAGACUUCUCCGCGUUCACAUCCAUUUGAAAAAUACAUUUUACGGUCUAUUCGAUAAAAAGUGUUUUGAUUCAAAAGUGAUAAUUAACUGACAAAAAUACGGAUUUAAAAAAAAUUAUAUUCGAGAAGAAGAAGACAAAGAGAAUUAAUUUGUCAAAUUUCCAAACUAUUUCUAAAACACUCGAAAAAGCAUAAAAAUAAUAACAAAAAAAAAAGAUAACAAAAGGACUGAAUGUUAUUGCAAAAAUUUGAGUGUUGCGGCGACGCGAGAGGUGCGCGUGCGGACGUUAAGAUUGAAAUUGAAUAGUCCACAAGAGGGAGGAAGAGAGCGAGAGCGAGAGAGAUAGAAAGAGAAAAAGAGAGAUCCGUUAAAGAGACUCCAGAUUGGAUGUUCGAGUGACUGUGUGAUAAGUGAGAGAGAAAUUGAACUUUCAAGUUCGGUCAGUGUAAUAAUAACGUACAUGCGGGUUCCAUUAAAAGCAGAAAACGAUUUUUAUCAAAAUCUUUGUUAUGUCGAGAUAAUAGUCUGAAGUAUUAUUUCGAUAAAUCGACUUCAUCUUCACGAGAAAAGUGUUUUUUUUUGCGCCAAAAAAAUUCAAAAAAUUCAACAAAAAAAAAAUUAUAGUGUCAUUUCGAUCGAGAAUCGAAGAAAACUCACAAGUGCGACGAGAUGAAAUUGUACAGGAUCUUUUUUAUCCUCAUUUUGAGCGUCACAUAUUGCAUUGCAAAUUCUUUAAAUUUGAUGAAUAGAAAUCAUCAUUUUUUGUGCCCUGAGUUAAGAUCGCAGGAAUCACUUGGUUUUAAAGAGAUAAUGGGCAAGUGGUACGUUGUCGAAAUUUUGGAGCAUAUGCAGGAAAAUAGUCCACUUCAAAAUCAGUAUGCAGUUUUUGAGAGUAAUACUUGUCCAAUUAUUCAUCUGAAAUCAACUAAUCCAGGUUCAUUGAAAUUAUUUUGGAGCGAGGAGGCUGGAGAUGUGGCCUAUCAUUUUUUUUUUCAACCCGAACGUGAGGGAUCUUGGUACACCGAAAUCAAACAAAACGGUACAUUGGUGGACUACAAUUAUUUGCAAUUUUACGGUAAGGUUUACGUGAUGAAAGCCGUGGGAACGCACAUGGUCCUGACAUUCUGCUCAUCAUCAACAGAUCAACAUCCUGGACUACUCUAUUCUGUAUUAAUGUCUCGUGAUCAUAUUUUAAGUAUCAAUGACAUUAAUGGAGUGCACAAAUUAUUAAAUCGACGUGAUUUAAAAAUAUCAAAAAUCAAAAAAUCAUGCGCCAAUGGUGGCGCUAAUUCGCAAAUAAUAAGUAAUUUUAAUUUCGGUUGGCUGGUCCUACUGGGAAUUAUCACGUCUUCCGGCCUCUUUUCAAGUUUCACUUGGCAUUAAUUAAUUCUUUUUUUUUAUCAUUUUCGGAAAAAAAAAGAUAUCGAUAUUCGACGCGAGACUCGCGCUUAGAAUAUAAUUGUUCGAAAUUCAGAGUGCAUGAAAAGUCACUUUCCUGGAAUAUCGGAUUUGAAAAGCAAUUCUGACAUGAUUCAAGAUCCUUGAGAUUUUAAAAUCGAAUCCUACAAAUCACUCCUCGGGAUCUUUGACACAGUCAAUCUUUUGACAUUACGUGAUUCGAAUUCGGAAAAAAAAAUUGUUCAAUUUCUCUCUCUCUCUCUAACUCUCUGUACGAAUAGAUAAAUCUUAUUUGUAUAGAAAAGUACCGAGAGACAGAGAGAUAGAGAGGAUUGAGGAAAAAUCUCAUUUAUAAUAAUUCUAAUCUUGUAUAAUUUUCCAAAUUUUCCUCAAUUCGAAAUUUUUCAUAAUGUAUAGAAA